Messenger RNA from Phialemonium atrogriseum, 1583 nucleotides. Its product is annotated as pyridoxamine 5'-phosphate oxidase-domain-containing protein. The coding region runs from base 457 to 1362 and encodes 301 amino acids. Gene Ontology annotation, molecular function: FMN binding. The record is from RefSeq and is a predicted model, not a curated record. NCBI's taxonomy places the organism in Eukaryota, Fungi, Ascomycota, Sordariomycetes, Cephalothecales, Cephalothecaceae. The transcript has a single exon.
GGGAGACGGCUUUGAGCACUGGGAAUAAGGAGGAAGGUCCGCCGAGAAAAAGGAUUGGGAAUAAUUUUCAAUAAAUGGGGAAGACAGGAAAGGAAAGGAAAUAGAGAUACAUGCUAGUGGGAGUAAAUGAGGGGAAGGCCGCCGUCGGCCAGGGGUGUCCAUCUCAUUCUCGACCGACGUAAUUGGCAACCUAGUCGACCCUUCCGAACAGUCCAAAGUGGUGUCUCAAGUGUCCUUCUGUGAGCGCGGUUUGAUAUGGAUUUAGGCCUACUCUUCUCUCUAAUACUAUUAAUACCCUCUUCAGUGUGUGGGAUUGACGGAUUAUAUUGUUGUCUUUCUCUGGGCUGCUGAGUUGAGGUCCGUUGCAAAGGCUUUGAGCAGAUCCCCGCAAUAAUGAAUCAUCGGAAACUCUACCAGUUCAGCGAGUAAUCAACCAAAUUGCCCAGUCAAAACCGGAUGACGACCCGGCCAGCAUCCCGAUUUCUCACGUCUCUAACAUCGAAAAUGUCGACCCGCCAAAGCCAGCCAGCUCCGGCCCCUUGGCGCGAGCCCUUCCUCAAGCACAUCACCUCCAUGGCCCAGCCGACAUUCGUCCUCGCCACCCUGCACCCGGUCCCGACCUCCGAGUCACCCUCGUCCCUGCCCGUCGUCCCCCGCGCCCGCACCUGCAUCUGUCGCGGCCUCUGGGCCGACCUCCCGGCCAACGACCGGAACCCGGCGCCCCGCAACCCGCCCGCCUGGGAGUCGGACCUGCCCGUCCUGACGACGGACGCUCGCAUGGAAAAGGCCGCCGAGGUCGUCGACACCGCCGGGCUGGCCACCGGCUCCGGCGGCGGCGCGACCGGAGGCGGCGGCCCCGUCGAGGCCGUCUGGUGGGCAGAGAACCCGGCGACGCAGUGGCGGGUCCGGGGCGCCGCCUGGGUGCUCGGCCCGGAUGUGGAGGGCGACGAGGGCGCGCGGGCCCGGGAGGCGAUCCUCGCGCGGAUGAGGCGGCGCAAGGGGGACACGGCCGGGCAAGACGGAGAGGAGUGGGGCUGGAAGCGGGAGUUGACUGCGCAUUUCGGCAACCUCAGCCCUGUCAUGCGCGGGACGUUCCGAGCUCCGCCUCCGGGGUCGCCGGUAGCGAUACCGCCGGAGGGGGGCCUGGGACAGGGCCAGGAGGUGGAUGACCUCGAGGACGAGGUGGCGAGGUCUAGUUUCCGGGUGGUCGUGAUUGUGCCUACAGAAGUCGACCAGGUCGACUUGUCGGACCAACUGAGGCCGCGGAGAUGGUUGUACACCUACCGUGGGCCCUCAGGCCAGUCUAAACAACCCGGCGGAGAGGUCAUUGGAGAAUGGGAGAAAGUAGAGGUAUGGCCAUGAGGUAUUUAGUGAGGAUGCUAUAAGCCAAAGUUACGGAAUACAUCUUGUCUAUCCACAAGCAAGCUCAAUAAUUAAACGUCGCACCCUCCACAAUGUCUACCUGAUAUUGGUGUUUUGGCACUGCAUUCGUCUUAUGUAGGGAGUUAAGUGUAGCUCAGUGGUAUGGGAAGAGCUGGCACCGCCACAGAGGGCGAUGAUGGUUCCUUGCCACAACCCCCACG